AUGAAGGAGCGACGGCCUUUAAACAACAGAAGAGCAGAGCACACGCCAAUAGUACUGCACUAUACAAACCACGCAAAUAUGCAGCAAAUUGAAAAUGAUCUUUACAUGUCGUCAAGUGAUCAAAGUCUGAUACUGAUACUGAUCCGAGCUAUAUCCGUCAAAAAAAGAAGAAACUGCCCCCGAAAGGAUAUUAUCGAUGCUGUUACACAGACUCAAAAUCAAGAUAUUGUUAAUGAAGGUCGCAAUGGUCAUCCCAGUAAAAAUAACAAUGAUCAGCCCGAUGAAGAUCGCAAUGGACAGCCUAAUGAAGAUUGCAAUGAUCAGCCCAACGAAGAUUGCAAUAACCAGCCUAAUGAAGAAGCAAAAAAGGAAAGAAGCGGCUAA
Parnassius apollo (apollo) is the source of this 384-nucleotide messenger RNA. Lineage: Eukaryota; Metazoa; Arthropoda; Insecta; Lepidoptera; Papilionidae. The record is from the annotation of a GenBank genome assembly.